Molecule: messenger RNA, 2505 nt
Organism: Monodelphis domestica (gray short-tailed opossum)
Lineage: Eukaryota; Metazoa; Chordata; Mammalia; Didelphimorphia; Didelphidae
Product: 3 beta-hydroxysteroid dehydrogenase/Delta 5-->4-isomerase-like
Biological process (GO): steroid biosynthetic process
Molecular function (GO): oxidoreductase activity, acting on the CH-OH group of donors, NAD or NADP as acceptor
Source: RefSeq, a predicted model, not a curated record
ACUCUCUAAGCCUAGUUGCCUAGCACCCUGAGAGGUUAAAUGAUUUAUCUAGGGUCACACAGUCAGUAUAUGUCAGAGAAAACUUUCAAAGAAAGAUUCAUGAAAAAUGUGGGAUUUGAGCUGGGCUACUGAAGGAUGGUUGAGAUUUCGAUAGUGGAAUAGGAGGGAAGAGGGCAUUCCAAGCCAGGAUAAAACCUGGGUAGGUACUUAAGGAAUAAGGAUUUAUUGUGCACCAAACACUGUGCUAAGCAUUUUACAAAUAUUAGUUCAUUUGACCUUUACAACACUACAAAGUAGGUGAUGUUACUCUUCCCAUUUUAUAGCUGAGGAAACUGAGGUAAACAGAAGUUAAAGGAUUUAGUGAGGAUCAAACAAUUAGUAAGUAUAUGAGGCUAGAUUUGAACUUUGGUCUUUCUGUCUCCAGACUUAGCACUCUAUACGCUGUGCCUCCAACUAAACAGGAAUGCCCAAAACCUCUCCUGAGAGACAGGAUGUUUUCACUCCUAUCCACUCCCUUGUCCAAGACUCCCACUCACUCUGGUUUUUUUGUGCCCAAAUAUAGAUGUUUUCUCCCCUCCCAUAACCCAGAGAGUGAAUCUGUGUCCUUGGGAUGAGUACAUACUUGUUAUACAUCCUGGAAUUCAUGAUAAAGUUAUCACUGCAAGCCUGACCUUGCUUAAUGGGGGAGGAAGAAGGCUAAGAAAACAACAACAAAAAAGAAACAAAUUUGUGGAAACCCACAUUCUGAGGCAAGGAGGAGGAUCCAAGUGCGCAGCUGUCAGUGAGGCAUGAAAUUAGCCAACUCUCUUUUGGGAUAAAGGGCAAACAGCAUCCAGGAUUACUUAGAGGACCACAGGAUUUUGAGCUGAAAGGUACUGCCUUUUCACAACUAACAGGGAUUAGAUUUGCUAGCGGCAGGGGUAGGAAUUUUCUGGUAAGAGGUAUUUGGCACUAUGCUGCCCACGGAUAGAUGGAGCUGUCUCGUGACAGGAGCAGGAGGAUUUCUGGGUCAGAGGAUUGUCCGUCUAUUGCUGGAGGAAGAAAAAGAACUAGAAGAGAUUCGAGUCCUGGACAAAUUCUUCAGCCCUCAGUUGCUAUUGGAAUUUUCAGAGCUCAAGCACAAAACCAAAGUGACUGUGCUGGAAGGAGAUAUUCUAGAUGAGCAGUUCGUCCAUAAAGCCUGCCAGGGCAUCUCUGCUGUCAUUCACACUGCAUGCAUCAUUGACACAGGAAUAUGUAUCAAGAAAGAGGUCAUCAUGAAAGUCAAUCUGAAAGGUACUCAACUCCUCUUAGAAGCCUGCAUUUCAGCUAACGUGCCUGUGUUCCUCCAUACCAGCACUCUGGAAGUGGCUGGCCCCAACUCAUUUAUAAAGCAUGUACGAAAUGGGCAUGAGGGUGAACCCCUUGAAACCAAAUGGUCCAAUGCAUAUCCCUAUAGCAAGAAGCUGGCUGAGAAGACUAUAUUGGCAGCUAAUGGGCAACUUCUUAGAAAUGGUGCCACCAUGCACACCUGUGCUUUAAGACCCAUGUAUAUAUAUGGGGAAGGGAGCCAAUUGCUCCAAGAUCAAAUAAUCAGAGCCCUAGAUAAUGAUAAGACCUUUAUAAGGAAUAAGGAGGGUGCCCAGGCCAACCCAGUCUAUGUUGGAAAUGUUGCUUGGGCACAUGUCCUGGCACUCAGAACCCUGCAAGACUCUGAGAAGGCCCAAAGCAUUGGGGGUCAGUUCUAUUACAUUUCUGAUGAUACACCUCACCAGAGCUAUUCUGAGUUUAACUAUGAAAUGACCAAGGAAUGGGGCUUCAAACUUGGAUCAAAAAUAGGCAUUCCUUUAACAUUCCUAUAUUGGGCAGCCUUCCUGUUAGAGAUGAUAAGUUUCAUGCUAGGCCCCAUUUUCAUGUAUGAACCUCCCUUUAACCGCCAUCUGCUAACAUUGACUAACAGUAUUUUUACCUUCUCCUACAAGAAGGCCCAGAAAGAUUUUGGUUAUAAGCCUCGCUUCAGCUGGCUAGAAGCCAAGCAAAAAACCAGUCAGUGGAUAGGCACACUGGUGGCACAGAACAGUGAGUACCAGAAGACAAAGACCCCCUGAUCUAGAUAUGUUUGGAACAUGGAGGCAGGGGUUCAUGAAAUCACUGCUUUAGGUCCUCCCUUUAGAGAGACAUGUUGUCCAAUACCUCCCCUGGUUAGAAAACUUCUGGACAUGUCAAUGCUCACUGUGGGAUCCCUUUCUCCUUCCUUACCAAUGAAACCCCUAGAAAAUAGGAUGAAAAAUGGAAAGGAAAAGAAAUAAAAGUUUAUUUAUUCAUUCACUUCAAGGAUUGAUUUCAAAACCAUGUGUCUUUGCUUUAAAAAGGGUAUGAUAGAAAGUCAAGGUGUCCAUGGUUUCUAUUUUCUUAUGUUUCUAUACUACUCAUGGCAAAAAAAAAAGACUUGUACUUUUUAAACUCAUUGCAUACUAAUCUAUGCAAAAAAAAUUAAUUCACAUUUAAUAAAGAUGAUGAAAAAUA